Molecule: messenger RNA, 1670 nt
Organism: Spirodela intermedia
Lineage: Eukaryota; Viridiplantae; Streptophyta; Magnoliopsida; Alismatales; Araceae
Source: the annotation of a GenBank genome assembly
AUGGAUUGCUGCGUCUGUAGCCCCACGGCGGUGGGUUUCCGGUUGCCGAGGAACUCCAUCUGCGUGUCUUGCUACGAGGGAGCUAGGUGCAUGAUCGUCUUCUUGAACGAUCUCGAGAAUGGGAGGUCCUCCGACGAGGGGAGUACGCCGGCCGCCGUGAAGGUAAGUGUCCCCCGCUUCCCUGGUUCUUCUGAUUAUCCGAGGCUCCGUUUUGAUCGUGAUUUCCCAAAGAACUGAGGAUCAGAUUUAUGGAUUUUCUUCGGCCUCUUCGAUCGUCUUCCGGGUCUGAAGGGAGAGACUAUAUGUUCCACCAGUUUGCGCCGCCCCCCCCGAGCUCGUCUUCUGAUGAUGGCCUUGAUUGCUUUCUCUGCAGGGGUUAUCGAAUGUUUUCAAGUGGAUGAAGGAGAUGAAGGAGAUGGAGAAGGCGUUGAACAGGAAGGCGGAGUUCCUCGGCGGCUUUGUGGCAGCGCUGACGGAUGCCCUGCACACAGAUAUUCUGGUGCAACCGGGAGGUGGCGGAGCAGCCAUACCCGCCCACAGAGCCUUGCUGGUAUCCCUUCAACUCAGUUCCUUAUCAUUUGCAGUCAUUCAACGAGGUGUCACUGGGUCGGCUAGGGUUAAGAGGUAGCCCACCAAUGCAAAACCUCUCUCUCUCUCUCUCUCUCUCAUUCUCUCUCUCGCGAUUAGCCUUAAGCCGAGCCCGCCUUCGGACACCCCUGAUAAUCCGGAGUUUUGUAGUAGUUAUCUGAAAAUAAGAGUCGUGUUACAUAUAAACUUACUAUAUUUAUAAUACAUCGAUUUUAAGUAUUGACUGUCUUACUCUGAUAUGUUCGACAAAUAUAUAUAUUUUUAUUAUAAGUAACUUCACAUAAAAUAGGAUGUAAUACUUUUGAUAAAAAAUAUAACACUGAUUCGGCUGUCUGAGUUAGAUAUUAAAAUCGCAUUUUGAAGGUUUUAAUUGAUAAGAAAUCCUAGGGAACCGCGUAUCGUUUGUAAGGCCAUUUUCUUCCAAAGCCCAAAUUACGGUCUACCUGGGCUGGCUCGAAUUUUCUUCCCAAGCCCAACUGUGUAAUUGGGCGGGCUAAGAACAUCCCGGCCCAUUAUUGUGAUUUGUGGGACUGGCUGCGGACGGGGAGAUUCGACCCACCCUCAUCUAUGUCGCCUGUGUUCGUAUGUCUCAGGCGGCGAGGUCGGAGAUAUUCAAGACCGUGCUGAUGUCCGACGAGUGCAAGGCGCCGCCGAGCGUUGCUAUCUCCCUCCCGGAGCUGAACCACGACCAGCUCCAGUGCCUCUUGGAGUUCCUCUACCGAGGAACGAUCUCGGAGGACGACGCCGGCAGGCACGCCUGCGCACUGCUGCUGGCCGCCGACAAGUACGACGUCCCCUUCCUGAAGAGCUUCUGCGAGAGCCGGAUACACGGCACGCUGACCGCCGCCAACGCGCUGGAGGUGCUGGAGGUCUCAGAGGCCUGCGCCAGCGAGACGCUUAGGCGGACGGCCAUGAGCGCCAUUGUGGAGCACGCCGAGGACAUCGUCUUCUCCAGCCGCUUCGAUGACUUCGCCCUCAAGAACGCCCACCUUUGCGUGGAGAUCACCAGGAUGCUGUUGAGGGGGAUGCGGGAUAAAAGAGCUUCAGUGGCCUGUGAUGGCCGCCCGGAGAACUCACAAUGA